This is a messenger RNA of Pundamilia nyererei, 1845 nucleotides long. It is a transcript of the gene dync2li1, whose product is annotated as dynein, cytoplasmic 2, light intermediate chain 1. The transcript has 11 exons. Gene Ontology annotation, cellular component: cytoplasmic dynein complex; ciliary basal body; axoneme. Gene Ontology annotation, biological process: intraciliary retrograde transport; intraciliary transport involved in cilium assembly. The record is from RefSeq and is a predicted model, not a curated record. The coding region runs from base 826 to 1731 and encodes 301 amino acids. NCBI's taxonomy places the organism in Eukaryota, Metazoa, Chordata, Actinopteri, Cichliformes, Cichlidae. Gene Ontology annotation, molecular function: dynein heavy chain binding.
AUGAUGAUGCCCGGGCAGACUAGAGUGCUCUAAACCCCUCUUCAUAUUCACUAUUCAGACCCAUUGCAGGGGCAGUUUACACCAUGCAAAGUGAAACACGAAAGCUAAAGCUGAUCCUUUUACAGUCAAUAUUUGGCAAAGCUUUUAUAUGGCUGAAGUGUUUAGGGAGAUUGCCAAGAAAGUAUUUGGUGUAUCCUAUUGACAUAAGAAAGGAAAACAAGGAGUACCUGGUGGUGGGAUGAGGGAGUGCUGGCAAUUAUUCAAAGGGAGGGGUUAACAAAUAAAAAUUUGGGAAAGCAUGUAGAUCUGCCUCACAUAAGGAAAGGCUUAUGUGAGGCUCGGCACUAAGGAAAGAAAAUUAGCUUGGCGGCAAGAUUGAGCUGGAAGGAAGUGUACUAAUGAAUGAUGAGAGGCUGUUGAGAAGAUGAAGUAGUUUGAAGAGCUAAUGAAUGAAGAACAUGAGAGAGAGGAGGACAGUUCAGUAAGGAGGAAGUGAUGGCAGCUGUGAGCUAAGAGUGGACUCUUGAAGAGUGAGAGGAUGCCUGAGGAAUGGAAAAGAAGUGUAGUGAUUUUCAAGAACAAGCAUGAUGUGCAGAGCUGUAGUGACAACAGAGGGAUAGAGUUGUUAAGACAUACCAUGAAGAUAUGGGAAAGAGUUUAAGCUUUGUUUGGGAAACGGGGUGAUGGUUGGUGAGCAGCAGUGUGGCUCAUGUCUAGAACGACCUCUACAGAUGUACCGUUUGCUUUGAGAGUGUUAAUGGAGAAAUACAGAGAAGGCCAGAAGGAAGUGUAGUGUGUCUCUGCUGAUCUAGAGAAAACACACGAAUGAGAGAUGAACUAUCCAAACCAACUCUGGCCUUGGAGUACACUUUUGGCAGACGAGCACGAGGACACAACACGCCUAAAGACAUAGCCCAUCUAUGGGAGCUGGGAGGAGGGACCUCUUUGUCAGACCUCGUCCAGAUCCCCAUCACUCCUGUCACCAUCAGCUGUCUCUCAGUCAUCCUCGUCCUGGACCUGUCUAAACCCAACGCUCUGUGGGGAACGAUGGAGAAGCUACUGCAGGCUGCACAGGCUCACCUAGAGAGAACCUCCUCCCAAGUACAGAAAUCCAAACCCGGAGUCAAACACCAGACUCCCAGCCACUCAGCAGCACGUGUCUUACCUAAAGACUAUCCUGACAGAGAGUUGAUCAGUCCCUUUCCUGUUCCUCUGCUCAUCAUCGGGAGCAAGUACGACAUCUUCCAGGAAUUUGACUCUGACAAGAAGAAAGUUGUCAGUAAAACACUGCGUUUUAUUGCUCAUUACUACGCGGCCUCUCUCGUUUUCACUAGCAUCAAAUCAGAGAGCCUUAUAUCAAAAACCAAGAGCUUCUUCUUGCACCUGGCUUUCAGUUUGGAGAGAGGGAAAACUGUUUCCUCUGACCCCCUCAAGCCGCUCAUCAUUCCGGCAGGCUCUGAUUCCUUCGGUCAAAUAGGUUCCCCACCUACUGUCGAUGUGGAUAUAACGUCUCUCCAUGCUAAAAAUCCAAAAGACCUCUGGAAGAAAGUGUAUGAGCGUGUCUUCCCCCCAGAGAGUACAAAUGAGCAGAGAGAGCUAAAGGAUCCAGCCAAAGAUCCCCAGUACAGUGAGCCUCAGAUUGAUGCCAUGAGAGCCCAGAAAGACCAGGAGUUGGAGCAGUAUAAAAGGAAUGCAGCGAAAUCAUGGAAAGGUCUAGAGCUGGAGACAUGAGAUAUCUUCUGCUUUAUUACACACAUACAACAUGUUAUAAUGUACAUAGAGUAUAUAUAUUCUAUUUGUUUACUUUUGUAUUAUAUUUUCUGUUGUACUUUUCUAUAAUUACAU